This is a messenger RNA of Diplodia corticola, 1638 nucleotides long. Its product is annotated as kinase-like protein. Gene Ontology annotation, molecular function: protein kinase activity; ATP binding. The record is from RefSeq and is a predicted model, not a curated record. Bases 1 to 1638 code for a protein of 545 amino acids. The transcript is spliced from 6 exons. Gene Ontology annotation, biological process: protein phosphorylation. NCBI's taxonomy places the organism in Eukaryota, Fungi, Ascomycota, Dothideomycetes, Botryosphaeriales, Botryosphaeriaceae.
AUGGCACCGAAACGAGCACUGACACAGAAUGCUCGCAACGCCUACAUCGAAGACAAAUUUCCAGAGGAAGCCCGCCGGCGAAAUCUCGAUCCUAAAACCCUCUGGGCAAAAAGAAAGAAGGACACAAGACGUGAGCGGAUAGUCAAACACUGCUCCAAGAGCUUUCCCUCACUCAGCACACAACGGAAGAAAUGGUACCAGUACCAAGUCGAGAAGAAAUGGCCCUUGUGGUUCGAGCGUCCCAAUGCUGUGGUCGACCUUCAGCAUCUCGACCCAGGUCCGGAAUGGGUCGUUCAAUACGAGCUUGACCACUUCUCCCAGGACAAGAAAGGGGAUCCAAAGCGAAACCAGUGGCUCAAGAAGCAUCGCCAGAACCCGGACGAUAUGCCUGCCGCGCGUAAAGCACAUUUGGAACAGACGAGAAACAUGAUUCUACGAGCUCGUGCCAAACUACAGCCUUUCACCCCUGGCGCUCCGGCUGUUCCAGGCAAUGACACCGUAACAAGGCCUCUACCGGACGACGACAUGCAGGAUGAUGACAGAUCCGUCCUUGCAUCGUCGCUCUGGGUUUGCCACAAAGUUCUGUAUGACAUGCGUGCUUGUCAGGUCUUGAUUUACCGACGCCAUGAUGCGGAUAACAAAACAACGGAUAGAUACACAGUCGAGUACAAGAACGAUCAUCUCCGUCCAGACCCUGAGACCAAGGGCAUAAUGAAAACGAUCGCCAUGGGAUGGGCUCCGCAUGGCAAUCUCGCGGAACUCAUUGACCACUACGACACUAGCAAGGACAUGAUUCCGGAACCUUUCGUGUGGUAUUGCUUCAGAGCCGUAACGGAAAAUGCACUCGUAUGUUGGAAUGGCCAUACAGGAAGGGACAUGGUGCCAGGAUGGGAGCACAUCGUAAAUUGCGAUAUCAAGGCUGAUAACGUAUUCCUCGGCGAGCCUGACCCCAAUGAACCUAUGGUAUGGGCACGACGAUAUCCUCAGCCCAAAAUCGGCGACUUUGGAGCAUCCUACAUAACACGCAGCGGACUAGAUGAUACCGGUCAUCCGAUGCCUUACAGACGACGUGUAAACCCACCCGAUUUCCGAGGAUAUGGAACCCCCGGAAGCAUGGCACCGGAGGCUAUGCCGCACCAACUCGAUCAAUUGACACACGCCCGCUACGAGGCGUCCAGAGCCCCAUACAUAGGGAGGCGGCUUGCAACUGAGCUGCACGGAGCAGACGCCACAGUUCACUCGUGGACGAUGGUCUGGGAGAUCGGCAUGCUGAUGUGGUGCAUGCUGUCCAACAACUCGUAUGGGGGUGUUAAUACGCAACAAACGGAGAUUGUGGUCGACUUUUCAGACUCUGCUGGCGGUCGAGAUCUGCCGGCCAGGCGAACGAUGAGAGGCGCAUCGAUGAGACCGGCGUACUCGGGCAGGUUGGUGGAGCUGGUGUAUCAGUGCCUUGCCUUUCGUCCGCAAGAUAGGAUCGGUCUGGCAGAUUUGUGGGAUCAGGUAGUGGAGGGAUGCAACGACACGGCUGCCUUGUUUGAUGGACUUCAGACAGCGCCUCCGCCGAAUGGGCCAAACGGCGUGAGCUUUGUGCCGGAUAAAUACCCGGUUGGGGAGAACGUACUGAACGACACGGGAUAG